UGUGUGUGUGGGGUCCUCGGAGGAGUGGACUGCCCGGGCUUUUUUAACGUCCCCCUGAGUGGACACACAGGGCGCGCUCUCUCGCUCUCCCUGCUUCGCAAGCAAGAAGAAAAAGUGCAAACUGUCCUCAUCCGAUUACAUAAUGAUCCAGUAACAGUGAGCCGGAACCGGUGCUGCCAGUGCCAGUGCGCAGGGAGACACUGACUAGCUGCCGGGGAAUAGUCAGCCAGGUCUGACCGCGUUCAAGUUUGUUUGUUAUUUUGUUUUUUGUUUUUUCUUUUAUUUGCUGAGAAAUUUCCUUUGGUCCUUUUUAAAAAUUUGUUUGCUUUCUUAGAUGCACAGGAUGACUUCGACGUAGCGUCGCGAGAGCAAACAAUGCAACACAUUGGUGAAAAAUGACGUUAAACAUGUGUGAACCAUCAACAAGUGCAACCCGGUCAAGACCCUGAAGUUUUGCAGCAAUUUCUUUUUCUUAUUUUUUUCUAAGUCAUUCAUACAAAUUUUUUUUUGCACGUUUGCUGGACGGUGAAGCUGUCCAAGCUGCACUCAAAGCAAACAUCCGUAACAAGUCGACAGAAAGUGCCAGCCAUGACUUCAGCCACUCCUCCGUCCUCCGAAGGCUCCUCCCCGCAGAAAGUGUGCCAUUCCCAGACGCAGACGGACAUCAGCAAGCCCCUGCUGAGCUCCACGGGGGGAAGUGGGGCUCCUGCCACCGGUGGGGGAGAAACGGGAGGGCCAAACGAGCUUCGCAGGAGACGCCGAGUCCUCUCCAAGGAUGGACGGAGCAACGUCCGCAUCGAACACAUCAGCGGCAGAGGGGCCCUGUACCUCCGUGACCUCUGGACGACGUUCCUGGACAUGCAGUGGCGCUACAAGUUCUUCUUUUUCUCUGCUACUUUUGCUGGGACAUGGUUCCUGUUUGGGGUGCUUUGGUACCUGGUGGCCCUUGUGCAUGGAGACCUGCUCGAGUUCGACCCACCGUCCAAUCACACGCCAUGUGUGAUGGAGGUGAAGACGUUGACAGGAGCCUUCCUCUACUCCCUGGAGUCGCAGACCACGAUUGGCUAUGGCUUCCGGUGCAUAACAGAGGAGUGUCCCGUAGCAAUAGUCCUCCUCAUUGUUCAGCUGGUCAUCACCAUGGUGAUGGAGAUUUUCAUCACUGGGACCUUUCUUGCAAAAGUUGCUCGCCCCAAGAAGAGAGGCGAGACGGUGAAGUUCAGUCAACAUGCUGUCGUGUCGUUUCACGAGGGUCGGCCCUGCCUGAUGAUCCGAGUGGCCAACAUGCGCAAAAGCCUGCUGUUAGGAUGUCAGGUGACGGGGAAGUUGCUUCAAACGUCUCUGACCAAAGAGGGUGAAACGGUGCGGCUGGACCAGCGCAACGUUCCCUUCCAGGUGGACACAUCCAGCGACAGCCCCUUCCUCAUCAUACCCCUGACGUUCUACCACAUCAUCGAUGAGAACAGCCCCCUCAGAGCCUGGGCAGCGAAGGGUGGAGGCUGGGCAGACCCUGAACUGGCUGACUUUGAACUGCUGGUGAUCAUGAGCGCCACGGUCGAACCGACGUCUGCCACCUGCCAGGUCCGGACGUCGUACCUUCCAGACGAGAUCCUCUGGGGGUACGAGUUCCCGCCCGUCGUCUCCCUCUCCCCGUCGGGGAAAUACGUGGCUGAUUUCGCCUUCUUCGACAAAGUGGCCAAAACCAAGACGUCUCCCUUCCGCAAGCAGCCGUCGUCGCCGAACGACAGAGCGGAGACGCGCCACAACGGCGCCAGGGAAGACGAAACGAGCCGGGAGAGGUUCAUACUGGAGGAGAACUACAAGGGGAAAGAAAAGAAGCGGGAGCGGGGCCGCGUCAGAGACAGCAGCCCGCUCAGCGUUCGCAUCAGCAACGUCUGAAGCCGAGCUCAAAACAGGAAGCUGUGGGAGGAAGUGGCAGAGAGAAAAGAGGACGAAGAGGAAUUGUAAGCUGCUAUACGAAAUUGCACCA
Molecule: messenger RNA, 1987 nt
Organism: Xiphophorus maculatus (southern platyfish)
Lineage: Eukaryota; Metazoa; Chordata; Actinopteri; Cyprinodontiformes; Poeciliidae
Product: ATP-sensitive inward rectifier potassium channel 10-like
Exons: 6
Coding region: 589-1896 (435 amino acids)
Biological process (GO): regulation of monoatomic ion transmembrane transport; potassium ion import across plasma membrane
Cellular component (GO): plasma membrane
Molecular function (GO): inward rectifier potassium channel activity
Source: RefSeq, a predicted model, not a curated record